Trematomus bernacchii (emerald rockcod) is the source of this 884-nucleotide messenger RNA. Its product is annotated as deoxycytidylate deaminase-like. Gene Ontology annotation, cellular component: cytoplasm. Bases 224 to 829 code for a protein of 201 amino acids. Gene Ontology annotation, molecular function: zinc ion binding; dCMP deaminase activity. Lineage: Eukaryota; Metazoa; Chordata; Actinopteri; Perciformes; Nototheniidae. The transcript is spliced from 6 exons. The record is from RefSeq and is a predicted model, not a curated record. Gene Ontology annotation, biological process: dTMP biosynthetic process; dUMP biosynthetic process.
UAGAUACUUUUGUUAUUGGCAAAAAUAUGUGCAAGAAAAUAAGCUCCGUAGGGGGAGGCUCUAAACAUUAAUUUAAAGGGCGGCAACUAGGAAGAACCUAUCCUGUGUUGACUUCAUUUAAGGUGGAGCUUUCUUCCACUGCUAACUUAACGUUCAACUAACUGUCAGCAGCGUACAGUCCAGAGAGAGGCACAGACUGUGAGGGGUCCAGCAUCAGAACACUAUGGCAGGAAAACCAGCUCAACCUAAUGACAACGGGGCUAGAAAAGAUUUCAUGGAACCUGAAGAUUACUUCAUGGCUGCAGCCGUUCUGUCCGCAAGGCAGAGCAGAGACCCAAGCACACAGGUUGGGGCGUGUAUUGUGAACCAGGACAAAAAGGUAGUUGGCGUUGGUUACAAUAAGAUGCCAAACGGCUGUGAAGAUCACAUGCCGUGGUCCCGCUCUAAAGGUGAAGAUGCUGCCGCCGCUGUUUGGGCUAAUGGCGGUGACCUCACCGUUGCUACUGCUGCCAGGGUUGCUGCUGCUGCUGCUGAAACUAAGCUGGACACUAAAUACAUUUAUGUGUGCCACGCAGUGCUCAACGCCAUCAUGGACAAGAACAGCGCUGAUGUGAAGGGCUGCUCCAUCUAUGUGACCCUGUUCCCCUCCAACGAGUGUGCCAAGCUGAUCAUCCAGGCUGGUAUGAAGGAAGUCGUCUAUCUUUGUGAUAAGUACAAUACUUCUCUGGAAACACAAGCCGCCAAACGGAUGUUUAAACAGGCAAAGAUACCAUUCAGGGAGUUCCUCCCCAAGGAGACUGAGGUUGUCCUUAAACUCAAGAGCGUCUGAAUGAGGCGAGGAAUGAAGAGGAUGACUUGAUAAGAUUAAAACUUGUUUCAUCAAA